This is a messenger RNA of Pectinophora gossypiella (pink bollworm), 7015 nucleotides long. RefSeq lists its product as uncharacterized. The record is from RefSeq and is a predicted model, not a curated record. The coding region runs from base 247 to 1854 and encodes 535 amino acids. The transcript has 12 exons. NCBI's taxonomy places the organism in Eukaryota, Metazoa, Arthropoda, Insecta, Lepidoptera, Gelechiidae.
AACCCGGAGGCCGUGUUGUUUUUAUCUGUGGUGAUUCAGGAUCAGGAAAUUCGGAAUUUAAAUUUUUGAGUUAAAGUAUUGGAGUUGAAAUAUCGUAAAAAGUGUUAGGAAGUUAUCCGGAGUUAUGAAACUCUGAAAUUCCGGAUUGGAUGUCCUACUUUAAGGCCCUUGUUGCGCUCUGACUGAAAAGCACCUCACUGUAGACUAAGAAAAAAACGGAGGUUUAUCUCGAGCAGAGCUCACAACAUGGACUUGUUAAGAAACUUUCAAAAUAUUUCCUGGUGCAAACCGGACUGGUGUUUCCCAAGCAUGGGCAAGGAGACGAAUGAACUGCUGAAACAGUGCACAGAGAUCCCACGGUUGGAGCUCUCUGAUGAUAUAGAGGAAAUUAUACGGAAGAGCAACGAAUUCCCUAUACCAUUCCCUGUUGAUACUAUGCGAAUGAAAACGUUGAAAGAACGGAGGCCUAUAGACAAACUAAAGAAGAAUGUAGCAUCUACUUACCCACUCAUACACGAGCGAGUGCUACUGUUAAUAACCCAUUUCUUAACUUACAAAAGGGAAUUCGGCACAAGCAUAGAGAAGGCUCUCUACAAAGAAAUGACAGUGCCUGAGUUUAUCGACAGACUCCUGAAGAAGCGAGCUGUCGUGUUCAUGGGUCCUCGGGACAAGUAUAAACUGCUGACUGGGGAGGAGGACAAAGACGGAUGGGAAGCGAUAGGAACACUCCAACAGAAGCCACCAUUAGUCCUAGAGAACUGUCUGAGCUAUGAUGAACUCAAAAUUUCCUCUAUGGUGUACGUAAGUGGGCAUACCGCUUGCAUUAACGACGGUACGAGACAUAACAAGGCUAAGGUGAAAGAAGAUGACAUAGAAACUGAGGCAGUUAUUAUUGGUAUAAUCGGUCCGCGUUUUGAAAGGGAAUUCCGAAUGGAAUACGAAGACGUGUUGAUAACGGAACAACAGAAUUGUCUAGAGAACGGUUACGGUGAAGAGGUUACGCCAACCACAUGCCUGAACGUGUUAAAGACGACCUAUGUCAGGAACAACCAGUCGGCGAAGCAUAUGUGGCGCCAGAUGUGGGCCGAGUUCUACCAGGUCCAUAGCUACACAUACGAAGAACUUACAUCCUACGUAUCCGUCCAAGAUAAACCAGAGGAGGCGCGCUACACGGAGCGUUAUGUCAAGGUGCCUCGUUCCAACCACUUGUUUGACAACGAGGUGUAUUACAAGAGGUUGACUAUCACUUGUGAAUGCGCCUUGUUGGAGGCUGAGGCGAGAGCCGCCGAGGAGGGGAGGGACGCAUUUGUCAACAUUAUUGGGGCUGGUCUAGGAGUCUGGAAGAUAUCCCCUCAUCAAGUGGAUGUGUAUGUCCUUACAUUCCUGGAGAGGAUCCGAGCUUUACUGAAGAAGGACCACCUUAACCACGUCUCUGAUGUCAACUUCGCUUACAUCGCUCCCAGUAGCGGCAUCUUGGCAUUAUUCACAAACGCUACGAGUCCAGAAGGGGAACCGAUAUCGGAGAAGAAGAUAUUCUUCGAAAGCAAGAGGCAUCCAAGAGGCGGUAUAAACGUGCAGCUGGAGAACCGCGAGCCGUCAGCCAAGCUUACAGGCGAGCAUGCUGGCAAGCUGCUCGUCAUGACUUACCCCUGGGACGGGAACGCGCAUCCCGGAAACGAGUUCUGGAUAGGCAGCCUCGAUGGCUCCGGGGAUCCGGCGGCAGCUUGCUCCACGCAAGUGUCAGAGCUCCACAACGCGCAUAUAAAUGAUCACGUCACUGGUAACAACACUCGAGUGGUCGGCAGAGCAGGCCUGGCCACCCUGCUACAGUACACGGCCUCACUUAGCACGUAGAUGGCCAUACACACAUAUGCAUACUUACAGAAACUCAGUCAGUCUUUUAUCUUUUUUUUUGUAUUUACACAAUAAUUUUUAUUUUCUAGUUCCUAAACUAACUCUUUCUCUUUCUGCACUUAUUGUAAGUAAAGGACGGCAGUAUUUAAAAGGACAAACUAAAUUAAAAUGAACACCCGCAUUCUAAGAAUUGCAAAAGCGGUAUAUAAAGCGAGAGUUGAUGGUAGGGCUGACAGAGGAAGACCGAGAAGGACUUACGAUGACCAAAUUGGAGAUGUCCUUAGGUUUAAUACGAUCUACUCUGAACCGGCGUGCGUGUAUGAAGCGAUUGAUGUAUGUGGAGGAAGCAAGAGAAGUGUGUCGGGAUCGAAGCAAAUGGAAUUCUAUAGUCUCUGCUUACCCCGGUGGGAAAUAGGCGUGAGUUUAUGUAUGUAUGAAAAAUAUUAACCUGAUUCUUCCGUUGUACAUUCUGACACAUUCCAUGGCGCUAUCAUCUCCCAUCUUGUUGUCCAUGCUAAGGCCAGCAGCUACAUACUUCGGGUUACCACUACCCUGGAAUUCUAUAGUCUUCCAUUUGCUCCAUUUGCUGGCACUCGGCAGUAUUUAAGUUGACAUUUCCGCCCUCGACUUCAGUACUUCACUCACUGGAGUCGAGCAUAUCGUACUGCCAACAUAAUAAUACGAAAAUAAUGACGUCAUGUCUUACUGGAGUAAACACGAGUUAAUGAAGCAGCUUCCAUGGUCUAGUGGUUAGAGCAUUGGCCUCAUGAUCUGUAGGUUCGGGUUCGAUUCCCGUUGGGGACACUUUCGGAAAUCACUUUGUGAGACUGUCCUUUGUUUGGCUAGGACACUGCAGGCUAAACCACCUGGUUGUCCGGAGAAAUAAAAUGAUUUCGUGGUUCAGAAGGCACGUUGAGCUACUAACCCAAAUGCCCAAAACCUGCAGUGGAGCAGCGUGGUGGAGUAUGCUCCAGACCCCCUCCGGUUGAGGAGGCCUGUGCCCAGCAUGGGAUGUAUACAGCGAAUACUGAGGGAGAUUAUUCAGUCCAUGAUUCUGAGUUAAUAUCAAGUUGAAUUUUCCAUCGCAAAAGUAAAGAAUAAUGAUCUGAAUCAUCCCCCUCAGAUUUCGUUGUCACUUACACCCCGUACGUAUACGGUCAUGAGCAAUAUAAUGUACCCACUUUAGGACUCUGUCGCACUAACAUAUUUGACAUUUAGUGAGACUUACAGUUCAAUUUGUCAAAAAAGUUAAUGUGACAUGGUACCAAAGUGCAUACAUAUUAAUGCUCGUGACAUACGUACAGGUAACCAUACAAGUACGUAUUUCAUGUAAAGAUGAGCGUUUAAGAAUACCGAUUUUGAGCUGAUUUGGGAAGACCUUGAGGUCAACUCAACUAAGGACGAAGUGGAGGAAGGUUGGAAGUCAAAUCUUAGGAUCCGGGUGUUAGUUUUGUUCGUCGGAAUUAGCACCACUAUAAACCUAUUCACUCAAAUUCAAAUCAUUGUGACACACAGGUGCAGUGGGUAGAUGUUACAAAGAUAAUAAGACCGCUGUGAUCUGCCGAUAGGCGUACAUUUAAAUUAUUACUACAGUAAAUACACCCUCCUUUUACGUAAUUAAAAAUUAUGCCUUCCCAUGAAACUUAAAUCCUUUUAAACUAUCCAAACAUAUUCUAACCUGCACAAAAUAUGUACACAAAUUUUGUAAUAAUAAUGAACUAGGGUGAUUUUUUUAAAGUGCCACGCGUUUCAUGGAUUUUUUUUAAGGAUGUUUCAGUAUAUAUCAUUUGACUAAAUUGGCAUCCAGCAUUGUCAUAAAAUAAUGAAUAAUACUACGUAAAGAAUGGUUUGCCGUGGUAGCUCAGUUGGUAGAAUGCUUGCCUCCCACUUUGAGGUCGCAGGUUCUAAUCCAGCACAGGCCUGAACCAAUGAUUGUCGAAUUUGUUUUCGAAUUCACGUUUGGAUCAUAAAUUAUUAUCACGUGCACAGCGGUGAAGGAAAACAUCGUGAGGAAACCCACAUCAGUAAAGCAUUUUCGGAGGUAUGUGACCUAACCUGUAUUGGGCUGGUUUUCCCUUCGCGGGUUGGAAGGUCACAAAAUAAAAACUAUCUGCCAGGUUUCAAGUUGCACUGUUUGACAGUUUCUUUGUUUGUUGAAAUAUGACGUCACUGGGCAAAAUGUCACGUGGUUGGUCACGUGAGUCACGCAAAAUGUCAGUUUUGGCGCGAAAAUUUAAAUUACUUGUAGAAACGUGUUUUCUUUUCUGCUGUUUAAAGCUUUUUCGAGAAAAUAAAAUAUUUUAAGAUUUUCUAUUGUAGUUUUUAAAAUACUUAUCCGAAAACUGUCAAGUAGCUAUUUAAGUAAAGAGGCACUUUAAAAAAUCUACCCCCUAUUCUUUAAAAAUAUACGUACAGUCAUGAGCAAUAUAAUGUACCCACUUUAGGACUCUGUCGGACUAACAUAUUUGACAUUUAGUGAGACUUACAGUUCAAUUUGUCAAAAAGUUAAUGUGAUAUGGUACCAAAGUGUAUACAUAUUAAUGCUCGUGACCGUACUUAGUAAUCCAAACUUUUAGGCUAUUAGGCUAUUUUUAGCGUACACUUUUUAUUUCACGUGAAGUUAUGUUGCGUAAGGUAGAAAUAGAGUAUUCAAAUAAAUGUCAAUUACGCAAUAAAUAUAUAAUCUGUGAUAGUAUAAUGUUUCUAUUGCAUAUGGGCACUUUUUAUUUGUAUUUUUUUAUCGUACAAAUAGAAAGUGCUAUAGAAUUUGUAUGUAUAUAUUAUUAUAUAGCAUUGUUUACAUGUUUCUUAUAUACAAAAGGAAUGGUUCUAAUUCCAAAAGACACCUAAUUUUAUUUUAAGUUAUACCUGUCAUUUUGCUAUCCGCCGAAAAGGAAUAAGACGGAUGAUUGACAGCGAAGGUGCCUGUGCACUCUGGCCUUGAAAGCACCCGGGUUAUAUGCCGUACUUAUAUAUUUGCUCGCCAUACAUAUUCUUGCCUCGAACAGAACAAAAUAUAAUUAUUAGAUAUUAAGCGAAAAUAAGACAAUAUAAUUCUGGAAAUGUAUCGUGCCUCUUUUAAUUAUUACUAUUUUUGUUAACAAUCUAGAUUAUAAUAGAUUUUUUGUAUAUUGAAAUGUUAUAAUUGCAUUUUUAAUUUUAAAAGACAAGUAUAUAAAUUUUAUAAUGCCUAUUUUUUAGUGCUGUAUAAUUGUAUAAUUUUCCACUAUAAUAUAUUAGUAUUAACUUUCGGUGGUAGUUUUAUGUAAUAUUUUUUACAUAAAUAUACCUUAUUUAAAGCGUAACAUGUUUAAAGUAACAAUAUGUCCCAUCUCUUUUGUACUAGGCUGCAUAACACCUAGUACGAAAGAGACAUAUCUUCCACCUCUUUCGCACUACACUGUACCAUAUACAGGGUGUAAGUGACAUCGUAACGAAUACUGAAGGGGAUAAUUCAGCUCAUUUUUCUGAGUUGAUAUCAAGUGGAAUUUUCCAUAUGUUUUUAAAUUAUUUUCAAAUAUAUUAUACUUUUGCUAUGGAAAAUUCCACUUGAUAUCAACUCAGAAUAAUGAACUGAAUCAUCCUCCCUCAGUUUUCGUUACGAUGUCACUUACACCCCGUACAAAUACGUACAGGUAGCCAUAGGAAUAUGUAUGGGUUUAGUGACACCGUAACGGAUACUGAAGGGGGUGAUUCAAACCAUGAUUCUGUGUUGAUAUCAAGUGGAAUUGUGUUUUUUUUUUAAUUAUUUCAGUUCCAUACUUUUGCGAUGGAAAAUUCCACGUGAUAUCAACUCAGAAUUAUAUUCUGAAUUAUCUUAUCUCUCAGUUUUCGUUACGAUGUCACUAACAUCCUGUAUAAUGUGUCUUGCUCUCAUUCUAAUCAUGUUACGUUUAAUAAGGUAGGUGUAUGAUUAGAUGACUGUAUAGUGUAUAAUGUUAGCUGAUGAUAAAUAUUAUUAUAGUAUACUGUGAGUAGACAUAAAUAAUCUUCAGCAUAAUAUACAUUAUUUACGUAUGUUGCUGAGCUGCCUAUUUUGAGCUUCAAUAUUUAAAUUAGUUAUUAUAUAACGUAACAUUUCUAGUGAGGGACUUUCCAGGCCACAUACCCUAAUAUAGAUGGUUUUAUCCUCCCCUUCGUUUAACCUUCUAAUUUCAUGGAUAACAGACAUAUGCAUCUUUUAUCUUUGUUAUUGGGUAUAAAUGAUGACCCUUGUUAUGACACCCACGCGCAACACAUCUUCCACUCAUUACUAUUUCUACUGAAGACUAGGCAGCAUGGUCUUAUGAUCUUAGCCUGGCCCACAAAUGGGCAAAAGAAAAAAUAUAUAAUUAUUAUUUCUGAUCAAAAUAAGGCUUUUUGGCGGGAAACGGGAACGGGACAGUUGCUUUCUUCAUUGAAUAAUCUAAAUAAUUAAUACGAAGUGGUGUUUUAGGGCGGAAGGCAAGAGGGAAACCACUGCCCUAUUUUUCCCUAAAAAGUAGCAUGAAAAUGCUGCACCGACAAGAGCGUGGCUCUUAAAUUGAUGAUGAUGAUGAUGAUGGUGUUUUGUGGUUAAUUAUCGCAUUAGGUUAGUCGGAAGACAUUCGCGAGUGUUAUUAUAUCGGAGUAUUCAAUAAACAAAGUGUAUCUGCCUAUUUUCGCUUCGUGCCAGGAAGACGCUUUAUAACUCGAAAGUUUAUGCGGACUUUUGAGUUAAUUCGUUUGGGGUUCGGAGUAGGAGUCUACUCCGAGGGUGGGGGCUUAGGUUUCAUCAUCAUCACCUUUCAUCAUUUCAUUAAUCAUCAAGAAAAAAAAUACGUAAAUAAAUAAUAAAUACACAAAUACGUAAUAACAUAAUUCUAUAUCUGAUCCAAAUAUCAUGCAAGAAUUAUUUGUAUAUACGCCUCUACAAUUACAUUAUAUUUUUGAAUAAUUAUGUAUCAGUAAAAUGAGAAAAUAAGUAAUUUCACGUUAAAUCUGUCAGCGUCAUCUAUGUUGUUUAUGGGGAACGUAGCCUGUAGUGUCCCUCAUUCUUACUAAGCUAACAAAAUAUUCAGCCAGUUUAGAAAUAUACCUAAUUAAUAUUAGCUUUGAUGUACUGUGUUAUAUAAGUUUCGUAAUUUGUUAAUUUCCUUUUAUAUGUAAAUGGAAAUAAUAUAUCCAGUUGUUUUAUACUAAA